AUGCAGCGCGCCAACACGACCGAGAGCCUGCGCACGCCCGGCGCCGCCAUCUCGACGCUCAACCUCAACAAGCCCCCGCGGCCGGGCAUGGAGCGCGCGCCCACGUCGACCAACCUGACGCGCCCGCUGCCCAUCCAGCGCCUCGAGGGCAAGGUCGUCAUGAUCACGGGCGGCGGCGGCAAGGUGGGCGUCGAGUCGGCCGGCCGCCUGCUCAUCGAGGGCUGCAACGUCGCCCUCAUCGACAUCGACCAGACGGCCCUCGAGGUCGCCGUGCCCGUGCUCAAGGCCGCCAUCCCCACGGGCAUCCCCAUCGAGUCGCGCCUGCUGACCAUCGUCGCCGACGCCACCAAGGAGCCCGACGUCGAGGCCUGCGCCAAGAAGGUCGUCCAGCGCUUCGAGAGGCUCGACGCCGCCCUGCUCAACUGCUGCCACCGCGGCGAGUCCAAGAGCAUCUUCGACGUGACCGAGGACGACUUUGACCGCAUCAUGACCAUCAACGCCAAGUCCGCUUUCCUCGGCGUCAAGUACGCCGCCACCGCCAUGCAGACGACGGCCGCCGGCGGCUCCAUCAUCAUCCGCUCCUCCAUCGCCGGCCUGCGCGGCUUCCCCAACCUCAUCUCGUACAGCGCCAGCAAGUUCGCCCUGCGCGGCAUUGCCCUCACCGCUGCCGAGGAGCUCGGCCCCCUCAACAUCCGCGUCAACACCAUCCACACCAGCAUCAUCCAGACCCCCGGCUACAAGGACGGCUGGAGCAAGGAGAAGCUGGCCGAGCUCAAGGAGGAGACUGCCCUCGACCGCUUCAGCAGCCCCGACGACGUGGCCAGCGUCGUCGCUUUCCUCGUCAGCGAAGACAGCAAGUUCAUGACCGGCGGCCACCUGAAGAUUGACGGCGGCUGUGUCGCUGUCUAG
Messenger RNA from Alternaria ethzedia, 909 nucleotides. RefSeq lists its product as uncharacterized. The transcript has 2 exons. The record is from RefSeq and is a predicted model, not a curated record. NCBI's taxonomy places the organism in Eukaryota, Fungi, Ascomycota, Dothideomycetes, Pleosporales, Pleosporaceae. Gene Ontology annotation, molecular function: oxidoreductase activity. The coding region runs from base 1 to 909 and encodes 302 amino acids.